This is a messenger RNA of Episyrphus balteatus (marmalade hoverfly), 1297 nucleotides long. Its product is annotated as LHFPL tetraspan subfamily member 2a protein. Bases 623 to 1294 code for a protein of 223 amino acids. Lineage: Eukaryota; Metazoa; Arthropoda; Insecta; Diptera; Syrphidae. Gene Ontology annotation, cellular component: membrane. The transcript is spliced from 4 exons. The record is from RefSeq and is a predicted model, not a curated record.
GUCGAGGCUUUUUAGUAAGCGGCUUGGCAGCUUGAAUGCCAGGCGGGUGAAGGCGGUAGAUUAGCAUACCGGCUGUGUUAGUUAGUGGAUGACAAACACACAAAUCGGGGAGGGGGAGUGUGUUGGAGCUAUUUCUGAGCUCUCUCGCGGUUGCAGUGGCAAGCAACGGCUUACGGACUUACGAGUUACGAAUAACGACAACAACGGCAGCACUGCUGGCUGCUGUUGAAACAUGACAGAAAUUCCUAAUCUGACCGCGAUAUGAAUUUUUGCAUAGUUUUUGUAUCUAGAUACAUUGUGAAUGGAAGGAAGAAACUCUCCUCAGAGCUUAGAGGACACGCAUAUUAACUGGACGUGAGUUUAAAGAAUACACGGUUGUGUGGAACGGUUUUUUUUUUGUUUUGCUUUUUUUUGUUCUGUCCAAUAUUUAUCAUCAAAAACGAGUGUAUCCAAGUCCAAGGCGACUGACAAGUCGGCGGCGGUGGCGUCGGUGGAGCGAAUUAUAAGUUUCUAGUCUAAAUGAUCGAUCGAAGGACAGCAGUAGUCCAUCAUACAACACUAACACGCGACGCAAACUCGACGCUAGCUCAGUAAAACAACUUUUUAAACAAAAACAAACAAAAUGUGCUACAUAAUCAUCACGGGAGGCAGCCUAGUCUGGUUUAUCUUAAGCCUGAUCGCUGAUAUGUUUAUCGUGUCGGCAAUAGUCACGCCAAAGUGGCUGAUUGGUCCCCACGCCGAGUUGGAGGCUUCGGGGGCAUCAAAUCUCACCGCCCACAGGUAUCCGUCGGUGGGCAUCUAUUCGCGAUGCAAGAAGAUGGAGCAGAUGGGCUUUCGCUGUGGGAGAUUCGACUUGGAUGGCUUUAGCACUGAUAGCGAAGUGUAUCCGGGGGAAUGGAAGGCAGCAAUGUUCUUCAUCUCGUUGGGGUUUGCGAUCCUUACAACAACUGUGUUCCUGACGCUUCUCACCUGUUGCCGGCAAUCGUUGUUUGGCAAGAGUAUCCACAAUAUUACGGGCUGUGCUCAGGUUGUUGCUGGAAUCAGCGUAAUGAUGACGAUAUUUCUGCAUCCGAUGGGAUGGGGCGCGCCAAGGGUGUUGGCGCUUUGUGGACCUGGUGCUGAGCCAUUCUAUCCAUCAAUGUGUAGCGUGGGAAUCUCAUUUUACUGUGCGGUCAUAGGAUCUCUACUAUGCUUCAUUUGUGCUGGUAUAAGUCUCAAAGCUGAAUCAUCAAAUAUGCGAACACGAGUGAGACGUCGUGUUGAAGAAGGCGAUCGACUUGUUUGUAUCCCAUAAAAA